Ixodes scapularis (black-legged tick) is the source of this 1696-nucleotide messenger RNA. RefSeq names its product angio-associated migratory cell protein. The record is from RefSeq and is a predicted model, not a curated record. NCBI's taxonomy places the organism in Eukaryota, Metazoa, Arthropoda, Arachnida, Ixodida, Ixodidae. Gene Ontology annotation, molecular function: protein binding. The transcript has a single exon. Bases 305 to 1516 code for a protein of 403 amino acids.
ACGUCAUUAACAAAUUCUUCGCACGAUGGCGCACGUACUUGCGCCGGUUACGCUUACGCUUGUGGCGAUAGUAGUCGUUGAUUGAUGCCUAUAAUCUGUAAUCGUAAAUACCUUGAAGUCCGUACUAGUCAGACAUCGCGUUGAAGACUGCCAGUCAGGACUAACUGAAACCAAUCGACCGGGAGGUCUACGAACCCCAAGCAACACUCCACAUGGCAACUGCCCUGCGAUAAACUUGUGGACCUUGUUCAUCCCCGCUCGAAUCACUCGGGCCAAGGCCUUCGUUCUCGCGCCGCGACGUUGAAUGCGCGGUGAUACGCCGCCCAGAAUGGACGACCUCAACGACCACAGUGGCACCGACGACGACGACGUGCCGGGCGAACUGGAUGACGACAUCGAGAUCAUCGAGUACUACGAAGGCAGCGGCGACAGCGACAGCGACGAGGCCGACCACGACGUCGAAGGUGAGGCCCCUUUCCCGGAGCCCAGUCGAAAUGACGCCGCCACCACGUUCCGGGAGCACACGGGCUCGGUCUUUGCCUGCGCCGUCUCGCCCGACGGCAAGCACGUGGUCUCUGGCGGCGAAGACGACCGAGGCUACGUCUGGAACCUCCAGACCGGCGAAACACUGUUCCAGUGCACGGGCCACAAGGAUUCGGUCACGUGCGUGGGCUUCAAUUACGACUCCACGUUGGUGGCGACGGCCGACAUGAGCGGCCUCAUACGCGUCUGGAGCGUGCCCGCCAAGGAGCUCGUCUGGGAGUUCGAGACCUCGGACCUCAACUGGCUCGAGUGGCACCAGGCCGCUAACGUGCUGCUCGUGGGCACGGCCGACGGCAGUGCCUGGCUGUGGAAGGUCCCCAGCGGCGACUGCAAGACCCUGCAGAGUUUCGGGCCGUCCAGCUCGGCGGGCAAGAUGCUGCCCGACGGCAAGCGAGCUGUCACGGCGUACGAGGACGGGUCCGUGCGUUUGUGGGACCUCAAGGGAGGCGCCGUCACGCACGCCGUCACCGGCGCCAACGCCCAUAGCGCGGCCGUCACUUGUCUCGACUGCUCGGACGACUUGGUUGUCUCGGGAUCGAUGGACGGAGGAGUGAAGCUUAUCAACGCCGGCAGCGGUAAGGUGCUCGCGAGCCUGCGCUGCGACAGCGAUGCUUCGGGCGACGGCACCAACUCUGUGGAAACGGUGGGACUGGACCCCACUGUUAAGACGCUAGCCGUCGGGAUGCUGGGAGGGGACCUGGGCCUCUGGGACGUCGGCACCCUAGUACAGAAGCAGGGAUGCCCGCAUCCCGCCGGUGUGGUCAAGUUGCUGUGGAAGGGACCGCACUGCCUGGUCACCGCUUGCCUAGACAGCGUGGUCCGUGCCUGGGACACUCGGUCGGGGCAGGCCAUCAACUCCUGGGAAGGACACCGUGCGGAGAUACUGGACGUUGCUCUGGCACCCGACGGUCAGAGCGUGGUCACGGCCUCGGAAGACGGGACCUGCGCAGUCUACAGGUUCUCUCAGGACUAGUGGGACCCUCACUUCUUGCACACACGUGUAUAGCAAUGCUUAUCUCCAAGAUUCUGCCAAGCUCCUCUUAGGUUGCAGUGGGCAAAGUUGUCUUUUGCCAUUGGCUGAAGGGUUGUUCUUAGUUGUCGCGUUCAGAUUUUUUAAGCUUAACAAAUUGGGGAAUAAACUCGCUCGCUUCCA